Messenger RNA from Neurospora crassa OR74A, 2440 nucleotides. Its product is annotated as HET domain-containing protein. The transcript has a single exon. The record is from RefSeq and is a predicted model, not a curated record. Lineage: Eukaryota; Fungi; Ascomycota; Sordariomycetes; Sordariales; Sordariaceae. Bases 292 to 2142 code for a protein of 616 amino acids.
GCCGCCUCGGACUUCAACCCGUGAUGGCGCGUUCCUUGUGAAACCCCGGAAGUUGAUAGAUAGUGAUGACGAUAGGCGACUGAUUUUCUUACUGCCUCGCAGUUUUUCCGUUACUUAACCCCAACGAGAACAACUACUUCCAACUUCCAUCAGGACACACAAAAACCAGGCCAAGGACUUUCUUAGUUGGUCGUGCGGGCCCGUCUUUCACCCUUCAACUUCAACUUCGACUGGAGUACAGUCCGUCCAAAGGCACCAUCAAUACACUCCCUCCGAAAAAAAGAGAAAACAAUGCGCCUAAUAAACACCACCACCCUCUCCCUAACCUCCUUCCUCCUCCCCGUCUCCCUCCUCCCUCCCUACGCCAUCCUCUCGCACACAUGGUCCCCUUCGCCCGACGACGAAGUCACCUUUCAAGAAUUCAUUUCGUUACCGUCUCACGAACUCGAAAAGAAAAAGGAAAAAGGGUAUGCGAAAAUCAAGCAAACAUGUCAUCGCGCGAAAAAAUCGGGGAUCGAAUGGGCGUGGGUGGAUACGUGCUGUAUCGACAAGAGUAGCUCGGCGGAGCUGACGGAGGCGAUUAAUAGUAUGUGGGGGUGGUAUCGGGGGGCGACGGUUUGUUUUGCGGUGUUGGAGGAUUUGGAGCCCGUACCCAAGGGGGUAGGACAAGAGCAUGGGCAUGAUGGGCAAGGGCAAGGGCAUGGGCAAAAGCGAAAUGGGAAUGGACAAGGACAGAAUGGGAAUGGCACGGGGGGGAAAGGGUGGAAGGAAAAGGAAGGGGGGAGUAAUGUGGGAAGUUCACGCAGCAACGUAUCUGCAGCUACUACUGGGUCGGGGACAGGGACAGGGACGGGGUCAGCGACAUCAUCACACUCCCAAGCUGGAAGAAUGGACCACCUAAGCCAUGAUGAAAAGGUUUCUCGAUUCAAAUCAUGUCGCUGGUUUACCAGAGGAUGGACCUUACAAGAGCUCAUUGCCCCGAGCCGCAUGGGGUUCUACAACAGCAAAUGGGAAUUCGUCGGCGAGAAGUCCACCCUCAAGCAUGUCCUCGCCGAAAUCACGCAAAUCAACGAGUCCGUCCUCGAAAACAGCGCCCUGCUCCCGACCACCCCCGUCGCGCAGCGCAUGUCCUGGGCUUCUUCGCGGGUGACCACCCGCCCCGAGGACAUGGCGUAUUGUUUACUGGGUAUCUUUGAUGUGCAAAUCCCGUUGCUGUACGGGGAAGGCGAAAAGGCGUUUAUCAGGCUGCAGGAGGAGAUUGUCAAGGAGACCAACGAUUUUAGUCUGUUUGCGUGGAAGACUGACAAUAAGUCGGGGAUGCAGCAUCAGAAGCACUGGGGCAUAUUGGCGCCGAGCCCGAAAGAGUUUGCGACGUGUAGGGAUAUCGUCAACUGGGGAAAUACCUUGUAUAACGCCGAAUGUCUGAUUACGAGCAAAGGAUUGCGAUUUACGCCGGCGUCGGGAGAUGGGUUGCGGAGCGGGAGUUCCCGGUUUAAGGAGACCGAGGGGAUGUAUAUCCUUGACCUGGGGUGUUAUCACCGGAGUGAAAAGGGCAUGGCGAUUGGCGUGUUUCUGCAGCAGCAUGGCGCGGAUCUGUACUGUCGCGUCAUGCCCGAGAGCUUGCCCAUGUGGCCGACGGGGCCCGGGCAACAGCCCCAGUUGCGCAAGAGUAGGGUGUUUUAUAUCGCCAAGACGGUGUCGCCGGUGAGGUCGACGAUGAUGGGCACGAGUCAUCGGUGGGCAUUUAACCUGUGGCAGGUGUUCAGAGCAAUGGCCGAGAUCAAUUUCCGCCCACAGCACAGCCAGUUCCAACCGGAGGAAAGUUGGGACGGGGAGCGCAAGCUGUUCUUGAGUCAGGGAUCGAGGCACUUUGAAUGUUGUGCGGUAUUCGUGACGACGAGGAAGGAUGGCUUGGGGGCCUCAAGGAUUUUGGUCCGAUGCCGGCUUUAUCUCGUUCACGGCGGCGAGGAAGAGGCGCAGGCGUCGGUCAAGGUGGAAUUUGACCCGCCUACCGAAGGGAAAACGGACAGUGAUGGGUUUGUGAGAUGUAGGGGGAGGGUCGUAAGGGACAUCUAUGAGGGUCAGCGGGUGUUUAAAGUCGAAGUCGAGGCAACGACGAGCAAGAGUACAUGUAAGUGUUGACGCCAAAUGGCGAGGGGUCACUAGAUGAGGCAGCAAGAGAAGGUAGCGGUGGCCGCGGUGGAAGGAAAGAAAAUGUGUUUUAAUUCGGUAGCGUCAAAUAUUAUGUCGAGUAGACGCUGGGGAACGAGGUGGUGGCGGUGGUUUGGUUUGUUUACUUUGGGAAAUUGAAGAUGGAGUUGUUCCCUGGAUGGGAUGACAAAGGGACGAAGACGGGACAGUGGGGAGGUACGUAGAAUUAGUGCUUAUUGUUAGUGAAACCCCCUACAGUGGUCGAGUCAACAACGGGCGGUACUUCCAG